AUGGAUCUUUCUAAACUUGAAUUAUUACUCGAGCAGCAGAUGAAACUUAUUCAGAUGUUAGCAGAUGCAAAGCUUACGUCUAAUACUCAACCAAGCAGUUCUAAUCCUACUACUACUGCACCAUCAGUUGAUGGUAUCGCUAACAGUAUCUCCGAGUUUCAUUACGAUCCAGAAUCCAAUGUCACGUUUGAUAUGUGGUUUCGACGUUAUGAAGACUUAUUCAAAUUCGACUUUGCUAAUCAGGAUGAUGCUUGGAAGGUCCGCUUGCUGCUUCGAAAGUUGGGUCCUAGUGAAGUAGACAAGUAUUGCAACCUAAUUCUGCCUCUAAACCCACGCGAUCGCUCAUUCUCGGACCCUGUCCAGUCAUUGAGCCAACAAUUCGGAGACAACUCCUCACUAUUCAAUGCGCGUUAUCGAUGUUUGAAGCUCACCUUGAACGAAGAUGAUGAUUUUCUCACACAUGUGGGUAUCGUCAACCGAGAAUGUGAACGCUUCCGGUUGAAGUCGCUUACUGAAGACCAAUUUAAAACACUCAUUCUCAUCUGCAGCCUUCAAUCGCAGAAGUUCAGUGACAUUAGAACACGUUUGCUAAGUCGAUUGGACCAAGACCCAAAACUAACCCCUAAUGAUAUUGCAAACGAAUAUCAACGCCUAAUCAAUCUACAGCGUGACACUACGAUGGUCCAGCGUGGUGGUUCAGAUCGUACCGAAGUUCAUGUAGUCCAACAACCACGCAACUCGCAUAAAUCUGCCCCAGCGACAUCUAGUUCAGGUCGACAGACAAAAACAAAUCCUCCUGCUCCAUGCUGGCACUGCGGUGCAUGGCAUUUUGUUCGAUACUGUCCAUAUAAGCAACAUCGGUGCAGGAAAUGUAAUGCGGUGGGUCAUAAAGAUGGUUUUUGUCGAAAAAAGAAGCCAAGCAACUCCAAAGGUACCAAAAAGCCUACGCCUAGAUCCAACACGAAUUCGUUGAGUCUAAUAGCAAGCUAUGAGAACUCAUCCCCAGUUGAGAGGAAAUUUAUUACCCUUAAUAUUAAUGGGCACCCAUUUAGAUUGCAAAUAGACACUGCAUCCGAUGUAACAAUUCUCUCACGAAAAUAUUGGAUCAGAAUGGGAAGACCACGCAUGGUUCCAACAACACAAAAACCUCGAACUGCAUGCGGUAAUUACCUACGUUUGUUGGGACAACUAGAUUGUAAAGUGUCAUUUCACGAUUCGACGUUUACCGGUGUAUGUCACGUCACACCAGCUGAUCUUAAUCUACUUGGGUUAGACUGGUUUGACCGGCUACAUUUAGCUGACGUUCCUUUAAGCACCAUAUGCCAUCUGGUGAAACAACCUCAUGAACCUGAAGCAUAUUCGAAAGAACUAAUGACGCAGUUUUCAACCAUUUUCCAACCUGUAUUGGGUCAGUGCACUGCUAUGAAAGCAACACUUCGGUUGAAACCUGGAGCUAAACCUGUCUGUCGUCCAAAGAGACCAGUGCAAAGUUGGAUCUCGCUGAUGCCUAUCUACAAGUGGAAGUGGCUGAAGAUUCGAAAGAGUUACUUACCAUAA
Schistosoma intercalatum is the source of this 1557-nucleotide messenger RNA. The record is from the annotation of a GenBank genome assembly. NCBI's taxonomy places the organism in Eukaryota, Metazoa, Platyhelminthes, Trematoda, Strigeidida, Schistosomatidae.